This is a messenger RNA of Emericellopsis atlantica, 519 nucleotides long. RefSeq lists its product as uncharacterized. The record is from RefSeq and is a predicted model, not a curated record. The transcript is spliced from 3 exons. The coding region runs from base 1 to 519 and encodes 172 amino acids. NCBI's taxonomy places the organism in Eukaryota, Fungi, Ascomycota, Sordariomycetes, Hypocreales, Bionectriaceae.
AUGCGUUCCGCUCUCUUUGCUGCUGCUUCCUUGGCCCUGACAGCCUCGGCCUCCAAGAUCAAGCGCCAGGGUGACUUCACGCUCCCCGUCGAGCCAAAUACCUGGACCUCGGACGGCGUCGUCCACACCGGCAUCCCCCUCGGCACCUUCACAGAGACCAACACCAACACGGACGUGUUCGUCCCUACUACCGUGCCCCUCGAGACGCCCACCAUGUCAGACGACACCCCUAUCGUGACCGUCACCACCCCAGCAGAGACCGUCACCUACACGACGCCCAUUGGCAGCAGCAGCACCACCGUCACCUCCCCCGCUGAGACCACAACCAUGACCACAUUCGUCACCGAGACGGACGCCACCACCGAGACUGAGUCGCCCACCGAGACUGACGAGGACGGCAACCCCGUCGAGACGGACGGCGGUGACAACGAGGACGAGCCAGGCGCAGCGGCACUCGCCAGGCCGUUUACCGGUGCUCUCGGCGCCAUUGCUGCUGUCGGCAUCGCCAUGGCCCUGUGA